UCAGUUGCUUUUCAAAAACAAAACCCAACGGUUCGAGUUGGUUGAAACAAAAAAAGUGAGAACAAAAAAAAAAUUAUAAACGUUGGAAAAUUACUGAAAAAUAAAUUCAUUUUAUAUAAAAAAAUAAAGAAAAUACUCAACAAAGCAACUAUCCUCACUUCAAUAUAAUAUUUAUAUUUCAUUUGUGUUGUGUUGUAGUUCAGAAUUAAUAAAAAAAAAGCAAUAUCAAAAUGUCCACCCAAAUGAGAAUCAAAUACGACGAGAACAAAGUCGCUGAAAACAAAUUGCUGCCAACUAAAAAAUUUGGAUUACAAAAUGGCCAAGAAACUAAACGAUCGGCUCUUGGAGAGCUGGGGAACCGUGCUGUUCUAAGAACAGUUAGAGAUGGCCAAAAAGAUUUGAAAGAUACGAAAAUUAAUCAAAUUAAUUUGAAAAAUGCUAAACCAAAAGUGGACACAAAUUGGAAAAAACCAGCACAAGUAAUUGCUAACAAUUUGCAGCCUGCUGCUGCUAAAACCAACUCGCUGAAAUCCAACAUUGUCACGCGGUCGAAUUCGAUCAAGUCUUCUUCAGUAACAACGGGACUAUCGAAUGCCGCUACUUUAAAACAACUUCCCAAACCCAACCAAGCAACGACAAUCACCGCGAAAGUAGUGAAAAUUGAAAAUAAUCCUUCUCAUGUUCGAUAUAUCAAUAAACCAAAAAUCGAACCUUCAACCACCAAACAACAGCAACAACAAAUACCAGUUGGGACAACAAUCCGAAGGGAAGAUAGUAAUCUAUCUCGUCGGUCAUUGUCCAAAUUGAAGGCUGCUAUUAAACAGCAAUCUAACAUUAAACCAACUGCUGUUGCUGUUGUUUCUAGUAUAAGGUCAACUCCUGCUCCAGAAUCUGAUGAUAAAAAGGAUGCUGAAGAUGCUAAAUGUAAAUCGAAUGUCAUUGAUGUUCAAUCACAUUCAGCCAAACUUCUUGAUGCGGUGGAAAAUAUCGAUGCGGACGAUACGGAAAACCCAAUUUUGGUUUCAGAAUAUGUCAACGAAAUAUACGCAUAUCUCUUUUACUUGGAAACACAAAUGCCAGUUGGACCAGAUCACUUGAAAGAUCAAAAGGAGGUCAUUCCGAAAAUGCGUGCUAUUCUGAUUGACUGGAUCAACGAAGUACACCACCAAUUCCACUUGGUUCCAGAAACAUUUCACAUGUGUGUAGCAAUAAUCGACCGUUAUUUGCAAGCCGUUAAGACGACAUCUCGUCAACAUCUUCAAAUGGUUGGCGUUACGUCACUCUUCAUCGCCUCAAAAUACGAAGAACUCUUUCCGCCAGCAAUUGGUGAUUUUAUCUACAUUACUGAUGACACAUAUACAAAAAAUCAACUCUUGGACAUGGAAGUUAAAAUUAUGAAAGCACUCGACUUCAAUCUAUCUCGCCCUUUGCCAAUUCACUUCUUGCGCCGUUUCUCGAAAGCAGCCAGUGCCGAAGAUUGUCAUCAUGCUAUGUCCAAGUACUUUUUGGAACUUGUUACAACUGAGUACUCAAUGGCCCAUUAUCGUCCAUCAGAAAUUGCUGCCGCCUCAUUAUAUCUUUCACUGCAGCUGAUGAAUCCAUCGAAAACCCCCACAGAUGAAAUUUGGAAUCCCACUCUUGAAUUCUACUCACGUUACAGUGCGGAACAUUUGAAGCCCAUCACCCGGCAGAUUGCAACGCUUGCCAAAAAUGCAUCCUCUGCAAAACUGAAGGCCGUUUAUGUGAAGUACCAAUCCUUCCAGUUGGGCAAAAUCUCCUUGCGUUCAGAAUUGAAGGGACCCGUGAUAGACGCAAUCAUCGCGAAGGAAUAAAUUUUAGUUUUAAUGUAAUACUUUAAGAUGGCAUCAUUGUGCUCCAAUAUUUUUUUAAACCUUAAUUUAACAGUUAUUUGUUUCUUGUGUUUAAAAAAAAAUUGUAAGUAUUUCAGAAAAACAAAAAAAAAAAUAUUUUGCAGCGUUGAGAGUAAUUAGGUUGAGCAGCAAAGACUCAUUUACUGGAUGCAAAUGAUUAUUCGUCUAUUUGUUGUGCAAAUUAAAAAAAAAUAUAUAUAAUUUAUGUUCCGUAAAUUGUCAAGAAAACAAACUAGAACUGAUGUAAAAUUUAGCAAAUAAGUGGUAUUUUUAAAUUUUAUUUUAUUAUUUCUUUAUUAUUUUUUUUUUUUUUUUCAUUUUAUUUGUAAAUGUUCACUACAUGUUCACAAAUCUUGUGUGUUUUUUUAAUUAUGCCCUUUUAUAUAUAUAUUUGUUUACUAAAGACUUGGUAACCACCUGUUGUGGUCUGUUAAAUAAAACAAACGAAAACAAAAUCUAAAUUCUUUUCGAAAAUUUAUGAUAAAUGCUGCAAUUGAUGGGUGGAGCUUUUCGCUGCAAAAAAAAAAAUUACGAAAAAUCUGUAGUUAGUUAAUUAACUAGAUUACUCAAUGGGCAUAUAAAGCGCAUGCGUGCGCGUAUGUGACCUUUGACAUUCUUUUAAAUUAGUAAUAAUAAAAGAUAACAAUAUGUAUUGUAUGUUUGAUUUCUUUUUAAUAAAGUUUUUAUGUAAAACAAAGAUAGUUUUUCUGUUUGUUUUAUAAGAGAAUUUGGGUUAACAUUGAUGAUUUCUGAUAUGUAAUGAACCACGAAAUCGAAGAUACAAAAACGAAAUUCUUAGCCCGGAAAUCGAUCAUACGGCCUUAUGAAUUCGAUUUUUGUGUUGUAGAUUUGUCGUGAAUUUCG
Episyrphus balteatus (marmalade hoverfly) is the source of this 2735-nucleotide messenger RNA. RefSeq names its product G2/mitotic-specific cyclin-B (gene CycB). The transcript is spliced from 7 exons. Gene Ontology annotation, biological process: regulation of cyclin-dependent protein serine/threonine kinase activity; mitotic cell cycle phase transition. Lineage: Eukaryota; Metazoa; Arthropoda; Insecta; Diptera; Syrphidae. Bases 231 to 1832 code for a protein of 533 amino acids. Gene Ontology annotation, molecular function: cyclin-dependent protein serine/threonine kinase regulator activity. The record is from RefSeq and is a predicted model, not a curated record. Gene Ontology annotation, cellular component: cytoplasm; nucleus; cyclin-dependent protein kinase holoenzyme complex.